GGCCGUCGGGUCAUUUGCGCAUUUUUGGCCGACGUCGCUUCCUCUGCCACCGUCCUCGCCGUCGACGCCAGCUGCUACCGUGACACUCGCCUGCGACUUGCGCUCCAUCGCCUUGACGCUGCCCAUUCACCAUACCGCCUUUGACGACCAGCAUGCAGUGCUCUGGCCAAGGCUCUUGCGAGACCAUACUAGCACCCAAGUCGAUGCUGCCCACCGUGCGUAAGAGCAUAAGCGACAACCAGCUCGACGACAUGAGCGCGAUCGGCGCCGUGGAAAUUGAAGACUCGCACCACGACAUCCAGCCCAUGAUUGCGAAUGAGCAGACGCUGCGCAAGGAGCGCAAGCGCUGCAAAAGCCUCGAGCUUGUCUACAGCGACGACGAAGCGUCGACGGCCACGUCGACGGUCUCGCUCGUCACGACACCGCCCAGCAGCACCAAGAAGGGCAACUGCGUCGUCCAGACGCGCUGCACAAGCUACGAAAAGCUGUGCCUCUGCGAAGUCAAGCAGCACCGGUCGGCUGCGUCGUGCUGGCUCGUCGCCAACGGCAUCGUGUACGACGUGACCGACGUCAUGGCCCAGCACCCGGCAGGCAUCAAGUGCAUCCUCCGCAAGUCGGGCGGCGUCGACUGCGCGCAGGACAUGAAGUUUCACUCGAAAGCAGCCCAAAGCUGCUGGUCGAAAUGCAAGAUUGGCAUGUUGCAGCCAUGUGGCGACGUGCCCGAAGCCAACGAGAGCGCGUGCGCGAUCAUGUAAGCCGCUCUCGCUUAUUUAUUGUCGCCUAGUUGUAAGUUAACCAUUGGCAUCUGUGAUGAUCGAUGGCGCCCGAUUCUAAUUUUAUUUCCCAUCCUUUGAUCGAUAA
Saprolegnia diclina VS20 is the source of this 861-nucleotide messenger RNA. RefSeq lists its product as hypothetical. The coding region runs from base 153 to 755 and encodes 200 amino acids. Lineage: Eukaryota; Oomycota; Saprolegniomycetes; Saprolegniales; Saprolegniaceae. The transcript has a single exon. Gene Ontology annotation, molecular function: heme binding. The record is from RefSeq and is a predicted model, not a curated record. Gene Ontology annotation, cellular component: intracellular membrane-bounded organelle; membrane.